AUGUCUUCACACAAGACGACCACGCUUCCUAUAAUCCCGCUGGCAGAGGGAUCCGUCCUCCUGCCAGGCCUCACUCUCCGCAUUCCGCUUCAGGGUCGUGGCGAUAUCGCCGCCAUCCUCGCAAACAUCUAUAGCAAAGCUGCCACUCCGAAUCCCGAUCACAACUCAAUCAGCGUCGGAUGUCUUCCCGUCAACUCUCCCUAUCUCAGUCGUGAUGGCCAGAAGCUGCUCGAUGAUGCUAAAGACUCUAAUGCCCGACCCAUCGCGGGCAUCAAUCCUGCUCAGGCCACUCAAGACCAGCUGUUCUCCGUUGGUACCCUUGCAAAGGUCUCAGGUGUCCAGGGGAAGAGGAGAGGAGAGCUGGCUCUCGUCGUCGAGGGCGUGAGCCGCUUCCAAGUCAACUCCUUUGUCAAGGAUCGCCCAUACUUCGAGGCAGACGUCUCGGUCCACACCGAUGAACAUGUCGACGAAUCAGAUACCGAGGUUCAGGCUCUUUUCGCCGAGCUCAAGCAACUCUCCCGCGAGCUGCUCGCCCUGAUCAGACUCUCGUCCCUCCUACCACGUGCUCCGCCCACGUCGCUAUCGCCACUCCUCGCUCGUCGCCUUGAACUCUUCAUUGUCAGGAAAGACUUACAAGAAGCUGGAGUUCUUGCCGACUUCAUGACAAACAUAAUCGAGUGCUCCCAGGAGGACAAACUGCGCAUCAUAUCUGCUCUCCCAAUCAAACUCCGCCUCGAGCGUGCUGUCGACCUGCUGCAACGUAACGUCUCGAGCAUCCAGGGCAACAAUCGGAUCAUGUCCAUCCAGUCUGCCGUCCCUGACAACGACGGAGAUUCAGAUCAAGCCACACGCAUGCGCCGACAACAACUGAUCAAGAGAUUCGGAGGCGGCGUGCCUGGCAGCCGCCCUGGUUCACCUCUCGGUCUCGGCAAACCCUCCGACGAUGAAGAACCUAAUGAGAUUGACGAACUGAAGAAGCGUCUUGACGAGGCCAAGUUGUCUCCAGAGGCCGCCAGAGUCGCAGCUCGAGAGCUCAAGAGACUAUCUAAGAUGAACCCUGCCCAAGCCGAUUACCAGGUGUGCAGGACCUAUCUCGAAAACCUCGUCGAGAUUCCUUGGACCAAGUUCACCCAAGACAAACUUGACCCUGCAACUCUGUCUCGAGCACGCAAGCAACUAGACGAAGACCACUAUGGCCUUGACAAGAUCAAGAAGAGACUACUCGAGUAUCUGGCUGUGUUGAAGCUCAAGCAGCAAGUCAAUGCCAAUCUGCAAGCACAAAUCGAUAAGAUCACCGAGGAGGCAAACGCUUCUAACAAUACCGAAAACACCGAAACUUCUCAGAAGAAGCUUGCACAAACACCCGAGGAGGUCAAGAUCUUGGACAAGAAGCGUAUGGUCGACAAGUCACCUAUUUUGCUUCUUGUAGGACCCCCUGGAGUUGGAAAGACCAGUCUGGCCAAGUCGGUUGCCACUGCACUGGGUCGUAAGUUCCACAGAAUCUCUCUCGGUGGUGUCAGAGACGAGGCAGAGAUUCGUGGACAUCGUCGAACAUACGUCGCAGCAAUGCCUGGUUUGGUUGUCAGCGGCCUCAAGAAGGUCGGAGUCUCUAAUCCUGUCUUUUUGCUGGACGAGAUUGACAAGAUCGGCACAUCAAGUCACCACGGUGAUCCUUCAGCUGCUAUGCUCGAAGUCUUGGAUCCUGAACAGAACAACAGCUUUACCGACCACUACGUCAACAUUCCCAUUGACCUCAGUAAAGUGUUGUUUAUCGCUACAGCAAACUCUCUCGACACGAUACCAGCACCGUUGCUAGACAGAAUGGAGACCAUUCAACUACCAGGAUACACAACUGUUGAGAAGCGACACAUCGCCAACCGCCAUCUCAUUCCGAAGCAAAUCACUACAAACGGCCUUGAUCACGAUCAGGUUGCGAUUGCGGAAGAUGUCCUUGACAAGAUCAUUACUUCUUACACUCGAGAAGCUGGCGUACGCAAUCUCGAGCGCGAGAUUGGUUCUGUCUGUCGCAGCAAGGCAGUCGCUUACGCAGAAGCCUCCGAUUCUAGCUCCGAUUCGUCUUACAGCCCGGUGGUUCGAAUGGACGAUCUAGAAGAGAUUCUGGGCAUCGAACGCUUCGAGGAAGACAUUGCAGCUACCACAUCACGUCCAGGUGUGGUUACUGGUCUUGUGGCUUACAGCUCUGGCAGCCAGGGCAGUAUUUUGUUCAUCGAGGUGGCUGACAUGCCUGGCUCUGGUCGGGUGCAACUCACUGGAAAACUGGGUGAUGUGCUCAAAGAAUCUGUCGAGGUCGCUCUGACAUGGGUGAAAGCCCAUGCUUUCGAACUGGCUUUGACACACGACCCUACCGAGGACAUCAUGAAGAGUCGCAGCAUCCACGUACAUUGUCCGAGUGGUGCCAUACCCAAAGACGGACCUUCUGCCGGUCUAGCACACACAAUUGCAUUGGUCAGUUUGUUCAGCGGUAAGCCUGUCCCACCCACUGUCGCCAUGACUGGCGAGUUCAGUCUUCGCGGCAAGGUUCUUCCUGUGGGUGGUAUCAAGGAGAAGUUGAUUGGUGCUCUUCGCGCUGGCGUCAAGAAGGUUCUAUUGCCAAACGCCAACAAAAAAGACGUCAAGGAUUUGCCUGAAGAAGUUCUUUCGGGCCUUGAGAUCUGCCAUGUCGGUCACAUCUGGGAAGCCAUGCGUCAAGUCUGGCCUGAUGACCAUUGGCCAGGCGAGCGACAGUGGGAUGGCCUUGAGAGUCGCUUGUAG
This is a messenger RNA of Aureobasidium namibiae CBS 147.97, 2772 nucleotides long. Its product is annotated as ATP-dependent protease La. NCBI's taxonomy places the organism in Eukaryota, Fungi, Ascomycota, Dothideomycetes, Dothideales, Saccotheciaceae. The record is from RefSeq and is a predicted model, not a curated record. The coding region runs from base 1 to 2772 and encodes 923 amino acids. Gene Ontology annotation, cellular component: peroxisomal matrix. Gene Ontology annotation, molecular function: ATP-dependent peptidase activity; ATP hydrolysis activity; ATP binding. Gene Ontology annotation, biological process: protein catabolic process; protein quality control for misfolded or incompletely synthesized proteins; protein targeting to peroxisome. The transcript has a single exon.